GCCUUGCCUCCCCUCCUGACCAUUGGGAUCCCCCGCUUCCUGGAACUCUGAGCUGAGUGAUGUCAUAGAUGGAUUACCUUUCUAGGGCCGAGGAACUGGGAAUUUCAGGGACAUGGGGGAGGGAGACGGAUGCUUCUCUACCGCCCCAACCCCUCAUGUCUGUGGUGAAGUCCGUCGAAUUGGUGCUCCCCCAGGAUGCAAUCUACCUGGCCGGCUCCAGCAUAAAAGGGCAGGUGAUUUUAACCCUGAACAGCACCCUGGUGGACCCCACAGUCAAGGUGGAGCUUGUGGGAAGGGGUUACGUCGAGUGGACUGAAGAAGCUGGAGCAUCCCGAGAUUAUAGCAGGGAUGUCAUUUGCAACAACAAGGCAGACUACGUGCAUAAGACAAAGACAUUCCCAGUGGAGGAUAACUGGUUAAGUGCAGGCAGCCACACCUUUGAUUUCCAUUUCAACUUACCUCCCAGGCUUCCUUCCACCUUUGCCAGCAAAUUUGGCCACGUCUUCUACUUUGUACAAGCUUCCUGCAUGGGCCGGGAACUCAUUUUAGCCAAGAAGAAGAUGUACGUAAUGGUUCAAGGGUCUUCUGCCUUCCACAAAGAAACCACAUUCCAGAACCCCCUGGUUGUGGAGGCUGAGAAGAAAGUCUCCUACAACUGCUGCCGCCGGGGCACCAUCUGCUUGCAAAUCCGGAUGGAAAAGAACACCUUCACGCCGGGAGAGAAGGUCGUCUUCACGACAGAGAUCAACAACCAGACCAGCAAAUGCAUCAAGACGGUCAUCUUCGCCCUGUAUGCCCAUGUGCAGCACGAGGGCUUCACGCCCGGCGCGGAGCGGCGGUCUCGGCUGGACAGCAGCGAGCUUCUGCGGCAGGAGGCCGGCACCCCCAUGUCCCGCUUCAACACCACCAAGAUCGUCAGCACCUUCAAGCUGCCGCCGUUGCUGCCCGUGAGCAGCGGCACACAGGAUGGUGACAUCAUGCACACUCGCUACGAGCUGGCUGUCACCGUGCACCUGCCCUGGUCCCUGGCCAGCCUCAAGGCCAAGGUUCCCAUCAUCAUCACCAGCGCCUCGGUGGACUCUGACAGCGGCCAGCCGCCAGAGGACGAAGUGUCACCUGUGAGCCCAGAUCACCAGAAUUAAGCACCCAAACUUUUAAAUAUUAAAAAAGAAAAAUAGCUUUAUCAGUGUCUACCGGGAGGAAGCCCUCUGUCUUACACAGGUGACUCCCAGAUGAGUCAUGGCAUGGGCAACACGUGGUCAGCCACCUCCCCAAACUCUAGCAGUUUAU
Callithrix jacchus (white-tufted-ear marmoset) is the source of this 1290-nucleotide messenger RNA. It is a transcript of the gene ARRDC5, whose product is annotated as arrestin domain containing 5. Lineage: Eukaryota; Metazoa; Chordata; Mammalia; Primates; Cebidae. The record is from RefSeq and is a predicted model, not a curated record. Gene Ontology annotation, cellular component: plasma membrane; cytoplasm; endosome. Gene Ontology annotation, biological process: protein transport.